CCCAUAUGAGCUGUGCCUCUCGGCACAAAACUGCAGCACAAAGCUUGUGGCUGCUGAGCGAUUUCUGCUUUGUCUCCAGCUCAAUGCCAGGGAUGUGCCCAGGGCAUUGCAGGGACGGCUGCGGACCUGGGGACACGCAGGGACAGAGCCAGGUGGUGGCUCCCAGGAAAUGCCCUCGUCCCCUGCAUCGAGCCGUGGGGCAGUCCCGGGUGCUGCCAGGAGAGCACAGAGCAUCCGGGCAGAGGGGAGCAGCACCCAGCAGAGGGGACCCAUCCCUGAGCAGCUCUGGUGGCAGCAGGUUGAGGACAAAACUGGUCACAUUCCCCUCACUGCCAUGGGCUGAGAUCACCUCAUGUCCCCGAAGGCUGGCAUGGGAUGUGGGGAGCCACCUUGGUCUGGCACGGGGGUGGAGGGGUGAAGGACAAGGGGCACAGGGUGAUGGGCCAGGAGGGACACCGAGGGACCCUGUCAGGGACACCAAGGGACAAAGCCCUUCUUCCUGCUGCCCCUCAGGUGCUGCUGCUGUUUCUCAGGGGAUCGAAGCCACAUGCGCAGGUUCCAGGGGAUCCACGUCACCGAGGUAGGACCCAGGGCAAAGAGCAUCCUAGGGACAGGUGGGACAGGUUGGUCACACGUACGUGACAGCAGAAAUAGCCCUGGUGGCAGCAGUUCUGAGCAUCUGAAACCACCAGGAGCUUUGGCAGGGAAGUGCCGUGACACAGGAUGAGAUGCCGUCACACUGCAGGUGCCCUGACCCCAGGCUCACGUGCUGUGGAGCUGCACACAGGCACAGGCUCCAUUUCUCAUGCGCACCUCCCUGCCUUCAGGAACACGGGCUGCCCUGCGCUUCGGUGCAGUUUCAUGCUUUGCUGUGAUCACUGACCCGUGGCGGGGAGCCCCCGGGGGUGUGGGAGCAGGGGUCGGAGCUGUCACUGCCAGCUCUGCAGGUGCCUGCGGAGCCAGGGAGCACCAUGAGUGUGGGGAGAAAGAAGUACAAGGUACUGGCAGGGAAAUUUGUCACUUGCAACCUUUGCAACACUUAAGAGGCGUGCAGGGUCUGACCCAGCCCCUGACCGCGGUGCAGGCUGCAGCUGCCUCGUCUCCUGCCCCUUCUUCUAUCAGGGCUCUGCCUCCAGUCCCACCAGCAGCAGGAACUGCUUGAAAUCUAAGCACAGAUCAUCGCGGCAGUUAAAUAACUCUGAGGCUGGAUUGUUUCUGGAGGAAUUACAGGAAUUACAGGAAGUAGUGUUAGAGUUGCCCACACCUCCAGGGCUGCACAGAAUCGAAACCAAGCUGGGGGCUGGUGCGGGAGGAGCCGGUGCUGCCCUUGUGGCAUGAGCACAGUUCUCCAGGCUGACACCGGCCGUCUCCGCUGUCACUUCCUGGUGGCUGUGAGCAUCCCGCGGGGACAAGGCGAACGCCAGCGCAGGACGUGCAGGAAGCCAGGCCGUGUCCAUCCAGCGUGUCCACGUGCUACCCGGGGUCGGCGGGGGCUAGGAGAUGAGGCUGAUCCUGGCCGGGAAGGCUGGCGAGGGGAAAAGCGCCACGGGGAACACCCUCCUCGGGGAAUGUGUCUUUGAGUCCAAGCUGUCCACCCAGCCAGUGACCGUGAGCUGUGCGAGUGCACAGGGGCACUGGGAUGGCCAGGACUUCACGGUGGUUGACACGGCUGACAUUUUCAACCCCGGAGGUGCCAGCAGUGAGGUGCACCAAGAAAUUAUCCGCUGCAUCAGGCUGUCCUCCCCGGGCCCCCACGCGCUGCUGCUGGUGACCCAGCUGGGCCGAUUCACCCAGGAGGACGAGGAGGCCGCAGAGAGACUGCAGGACAUCUUUGGAGCUGAUGUUUUCAGGCACACAAUCAUCAUAUUCACCCGUGCAGAAGAGCUGGGGGAGAGAUCUCUGCACGACUACGUGUCCUGUACUCACAACAAAGCUCUCCACGAGCUGAUCGAGAGAUGUGGGAACAGGUACUGCGGCUUCAACAACCGGGCAGUUGGAGCCGAACGGGACCACCAGGUCAUGGAGCUGAUGGGGAUGGUCCGCUGCAUGGUGCGGGUGAAUGGGGACAGGUACUACAGCAAUGAGAUGUACCUGGAGCCCAUUUUAACAGAAGAGAAGGUGGCGUAUCACAUGGCGAGGUACAGAGCAGGCAGGAUAAAGAGCGCGCGAUUCAGCUGAAGGACAGCUCUCCUGGCUUUUGGGCUGAUUGUCCUUAUCAUUAUUGUGAUCACCCUGGGUUUCCUUAUCACACGGCUGUGAUGAAUCCCAGCACCACAGAGCCACUGAACGCCUGGGGCUGGAGGCACCUCUGCACCCCACGUGUUCUGUCCCUGCCCAGGCAGGGUCCCCAGCGCCGGCUGCCCAGGACCGUGUCCACUGGGUGUUGGACAUCUCCGGGGAUGGAGACCCCAGCACCGCUCUGGGCAGCCUGUGCCAGCGCUCAGACACCCGCACAGCAAAAAAAGACUUUCCUGAUGUCUCAGCGGGCAUCCUUGUGCCUCCAGCAGUGCCCAUACUCUUGUGUCCAGACUCUGGGCACCCCACCAGGCGUUCACACACACAGACGGGACCCCCAAGUCCCAGUGUAAUGGAACCAACUCUCCCUUGGAAACGAAGAGGAAUUGUCUAUUUUUAUUGAGCUUCCCUUUAAUCAGUUAUCAUAUAUGUAGUACAGGACAAAAAAUAUGUUUAACUUUUAAUCCAGGCUCCCUUUGUUCAGGGACAGAAUGCUUCUUCUGGGAGAAACCAAGCAAGCCCCGGUGCCAAUAGCAAGUAGCCUGAGGUUGUGCUUUGGUGACAUGUGGCCAUCGAUGGAUAAAAGGGGUUAGGGUGCUUCAUCGGGGAACACCACCAAGGAUCCCCCAGAAAGGAAGGCAUGCGCAGAAGGUCCCUAAAAGGAGCCAUUAAGAAUGAUGCCACAUGGGCACAAAACUCAGGUAGAUUAGAAUGAAUAUGUAUUAGAUCACUAGAAUAGUCAUGAAUUUAAUGUCUCCAUGGAGCCAGGAAGUCGACAUCAGGCUGUGCUUGAUCUGUGGAAACUGCACCGAGCUCUGAGGCCUGAAUAAAAGCAAUCUCUCUCCUGA
Messenger RNA from Anas platyrhynchos (mallard), 3083 nucleotides. NCBI's taxonomy places the organism in Eukaryota, Metazoa, Chordata, Aves, Anseriformes, Anatidae. The record is from RefSeq and is a predicted model, not a curated record.